AUGGAUGAUGGUUUAGAAGCAUCGUUACGAAAUGUUAUCGAACAACAAUCGUUGAAAUGGAUUUUUGUUGGUGGUAAAGGUGGUGUUGGCAAAACUACUUGCAGUUGUUCAUUGGCAGCACAGUUAUCAGAAGUACGACGAAGUGUUCUUAUUAUAUCAACAGACCCAGCUCAUAAUAUUUCUGAUGCAUUUGCUCAAAAGUUUGGCAAAACACCAACGGUUGUAAAUGGAUUUAACAAUCUUUAUGCAAUGGUUGGCUUUACAGAUGUUUUUCGAAAUAUUUUUGUAUCUAAUUUCUAUUCGAUCUUUGUAGAUAUGAUGGGCAUUGGCCGUCAGAUAUUGCAAGAUAUGGUUGGUGGAUUGCCUGGAAUAGAUGAAGCGAUGAGUUUCUCUCAAAUGAUCAAGUUGAUAAAUUCUAUGGACUUCGAAGUUAUUGUCUUCGAUACGGCUCCGACUGGUCACACCUUACGAUUAUUGCAGCUUCCAACUAUUAUUGAAAGUAGUUUAGGCAAAAUUCUCAAUAUUCAAAGCUCUUUAUCACCAAUUCUUUCUCAGAUGAGUGGAAUAUUAGGAGUUGGUGAAGUGUCAACAGAAGAAGCGGUGAAGAAAAUGAAAGAAACGCUUGAAAUUGUAAAAGCCAUCAAUUUACAGUUCAAAAAUCCUAAUUUGACGACUUUUAUUUGCGUUUGUAUUGCUGAAUUUUUAUCUCUUUAUGAAACUGAGCGAUUAAUCCAAGAGUUAACAAAACAAAACAUUGAUACCCACAAUAUAAUUGUUAAUCAAUUGUUGUAUCCGGACGAGGUUAAUGAAAGUUGUAUAAAAUGUAACAAAUGUCGAGCAAGAUUUAAAAUACAAUCAAAAUAUUUAGAACAGAUAGCAGAUUUGUAUGAAGAUUUUAAUGUAACAAAAUUACCUUUGUUAGAUAAUGAAGUUCGCGGUGCCGAAGAAAUCCGCAAAUUCAGUAAAUAUUUGAGAGAACCUUUUACUUCUAAAAAUUAA
Molecule: messenger RNA, 999 nt
Organism: Dracunculus medinensis (Guinea worm)
Lineage: Eukaryota; Metazoa; Nematoda; Chromadorea; Rhabditida; Dracunculidae
Source: the annotation of a GenBank genome assembly